Messenger RNA from Suillus subalutaceus, 983 nucleotides. RefSeq names its product DNA-directed RNA polymerase III, subunit Rpc31. NCBI's taxonomy places the organism in Eukaryota, Fungi, Basidiomycota, Agaricomycetes, Boletales, Suillaceae. The record is from RefSeq and is a predicted model, not a curated record. Gene Ontology annotation, cellular component: RNA polymerase III complex. The transcript is spliced from 6 exons. The coding region runs from base 46 to 711 and encodes 221 amino acids. Gene Ontology annotation, biological process: transcription by RNA polymerase III.
UCUUUGAUCAAGGAAAUCACCGCCUUCUAAUAAGGUUUCGAAAAUAUGUCCAGAGGACGCGGUAGUGGUCGAGGCGGUGGAAGGGGUGGCUUUAGAGGCGGUGGUGGUGGAUUCGGUGCAGGAAGCAUGCCUCCUAUGGGUCUCACAUUUGCCGACAUACAAGCUAUGUCCAGGGAAGGAGACGCGUUGUACCCACCAUUGGAUCCUCUGCCAGUUCUCACCGAUUACUCUACAGACGAGAAACGAAUCUGUGAUCUGCAAACCGGUUUCGUUACCCGUUUACGGCAAUCUGCUUACUAUGUGGUCGAAACGUCGAAGUCAAAUGACUUGGAGCGUUAUUCUGAUAAAUAUCGCCAGAGUCCUGCUUCUCAACCUACACUGAAGCGGAAGGACCUUUAUGCACCCUUUUUUCCCUCAGAGAUAUUCGAAGGCUAUUUCAAUCCGAAAAAAAAACGCAAAGUUGAAAAGAAAGGCACCACGAAACGCCUUAAUCUUGAUGACUUAGCGGAGGACGCUGAGGACCAAGAGAAGUCGGGCGAUGAACGCUCAGACGCUGGAUCACAGCCAGUUGACUCCGACUACGACGUCGACGAGGAAUAUGACAAUGAUUAUGCGGAGAACUAUUUCGAUAACGGUGAAGGAGAUGACAUGGACGGUCUUGGAGAUGGUGGUGGUGGAGAUGAUGGCGGUGGCGGAGGCGAUUAUGACUAGGAGAGCACAUUUGUGCACCUCCCUGGUACGAAAGGACCUGCGAUGCAGAGACCUACUUAUAAUCGGCGCUUUCACGGCCCCAUCCUGUUUUGAUGGUGCCGCCUGUGCCCGCCCGACAGCCCCUCUAAAAUGCACAUGUUGUCUUGGACCUGUGCUAGACAGCGUCCUACUCAAGAUCCAAGGGAUAGUCUAGUCUUAAUUUUUCUUUCACCGCAUUGUAUUCCGCAUCAACCACAUUCACAUGUGUACAAUGCAAUACGGAUUUCUUGUUA